AUGCAAUCGGAUGAGUCUGAUUCCGAGAACCCCAUGACCCACUUUGUUCAAACUCUGUCUUUUUCUUCUUCAGACACGAAAGGGAAACAUAGGAUACAUGCUGAACUUAAAAGAUUGGAACAGGAAACAAGGUACUUAGAGGAAGAGUUGGAAAAGCUUGAGAGAAUGGACAAAGCAUCUGCAUCAUGCAAAGAGAUGCUUAGCAAUGUCGAGAAAAGGCCUGAUCCAUUACUUCCAUUAACAAUUGGUCCCUUAAAUCCUACAUGGGAUCGAUGGUUUGAAGGCCCCCAAGAUUCCAAAGGGUGUUGCAGAUGUUGGAUUCUCUGA
Molecule: messenger RNA, 327 nt
Organism: Lathyrus sativus (Indian pea)
Lineage: Eukaryota; Viridiplantae; Streptophyta; Magnoliopsida; Fabales; Fabaceae
Source: the annotation of a GenBank genome assembly